Bombina bombina (fire-bellied toad) is the source of this 2913-nucleotide messenger RNA. RefSeq names its product NF-kappa-B-repressing factor. Lineage: Eukaryota; Metazoa; Chordata; Amphibia; Anura; Bombinatoridae. The coding region runs from base 91 to 1806 and encodes 571 amino acids. Gene Ontology annotation, molecular function: nucleic acid binding. The record is from RefSeq and is a predicted model, not a curated record. The transcript is spliced from 4 exons.
GGUGCUUUAACAAUUUGGAAACUAGCUACUGCCCUGCCUGUUGGGUCGUUAUAUGGAGUUAGUUGCAGAUUUCACAUUUCUUAUCCAGCGAUGAUGGCUUCCAAGUGUCAGCUGCCCAUCUGUAUUGGACGAGAUCAGGAGAAGCCAUUGUCCCUGGAAGAUUUCCGCCAGUACCACGAGAGUGACAAGCACUGGGAUGCCCGCAAGCAAUUUCUGGCCCGGCAUCUGCACCUUUACCCUGGCAGCAAACUAGACCAGCUAAUUUCUUUGUCUGUGGUGUGGAGUAAUAUCGUCUUCAUUGGUAACAGGUAUGGGGAACAUCUUACUAAAAAAGUCCUUCAGAUGGGGGAAGGAAUUGAUGUUGGUGAGAUACCAUCUUAUGAACUGGUACCUGGUACAAAGGCAUCUAAAAGACCCUGCAAUUCAGAUCUUGAUGUACAGCCUCAACGAAAGGUUGGGCCAAGUUAUGGCUCUCGGCUACGUUUUGAACCUAUGCGUUUUGUAGCCAGCAGUAUAAAAGAAGAAACUAUGGACACUCAUAAAUCAAAUGCACGCGAGACUUCAAACGCUUCCUAUUCAUUUAUGAAUUCAGUGGAUGCCUUCAGACGCAAGUUUUAUAACCUUGAGCAGCAAAGCAGAGAUGACCAAAUUCGGAAGACGUCUGCACUAAGCUCUGGGUCAGAGAGGCCAUAUGAAACAGAAGACUUGUCAGUCUACACCACAGAAGAGGACGAUCCGGAUUGUGAAGCAAAUAGUCUGCAUAGUCCAGAAGCUAACAAUGCAAAUAUUCAUUCUAAUAACUUUAGACAUGAGGAAUCUGAUUGCAAACGUAAUCCUUGUCCCUCGUUUUAUACAUCUGAUGGCAACAGCAGGCAAAAGUGUAUAACUUCCCAUACAAAAUCCUAUCCAGAAGUUAUGGUAACUUGUGCAGAUGAUUCACUCAGCACGGAAUUGCUACCAGGACAUAUGCAGCAAGUGAAUUCUCAGGAUAGUGAUGGGUCUUUAACUGCACAGGAAGAAUCUGGCCCUAUAAAAGGGAUAGUAUUGCCAAAACCGUUCAUCCUUACAGAAAAUGCCAGCAAUGCAGUGAGUAUCUUAAAUAACUCGGCUAUGCUUAACAAAAUGGUGGUUGACUAUAAGUACGAUAUGAUGCCUAACAAUACAUGGAGGUGUAGAGUGUUUGUGCAGGAUCAAUGCGUAUCUGAAGAAUAUGGAAAUAAAAAGAGCAGUAAACACGCAGCAGCUGAGGCAGCUGUGGAAAUUCUCAAGAAGAUGCAGCCUAAUCUGCAAAAUCAAAAUGGUCCCACAAUAAGCAACAUGAAAAAAGCCCCUAUGGAAAAUGCAAUUUCUAGAAGCCAGCUAUGUGGUUUGUCCUCUAAAGCGGCGUAUAGGCAGCCAAUCAAAGAGGAUAACAUUGGAAAUCAACUGCUAAGGAAGAUGGGAUGGACUGGUGGAGGAUUGGGGAGGGAGGGGGCAGGAAGAGCUGAGCCUGUUUUUGUAAUGGAACAGUCUGGUCGUGCAGGAAUCGGUUUGCCUUCAAUUAGUCGUAAAUUGAAUGCAAGAGAUGUUGAGCAGAUUAUAAGAAAUUAUGCUAAAUCACAUGACCAGAAUGACCUUACUUUCUCUAUGGAAUUUACCAAUGAGGAGAGAAAGUCAAUACAUCAAAUAGUUCAUAAAUAUGGGCUCAGGAGCAAAUCUUAUGGAAAGGGUACUGAAAGGUAUUUAGUAGUAAGCAGGAAAGUAAGUGAGCAAGCACUGAUUAAUCAACUUAGACAGUUUUACUCAUUAAAACCAUCUUGUAAUUAGCCCGUUUUUAGUAGAUAGCUAUAUGAGAUUUGACCCUUUUUAUUGCCAUAAUGUGCUAUCACUGUGCAGUGUAAUAUAUUUUAGUUCUCUGUCAGUAAUCACUUGCAGAUGUUCUUCAUUUUUUCAUUAUUUGAUAAAAGAUAUUUGUUAUUCUGUGCAUGAGUUCAACACUUUGGACCAGAUAUUCAAAAGCUCCUUGGAAUAGAGAGAAAUCACACAAAAUCUUUGGGAUUUUUUUUUUUUAGAUCUUGUAUUGUAAUGUAGGUCUCUCUCCUCAUACAAAACCCUUACAUAGUGAGAUAAAUAUCUUACAAAUUAAAAUUUGUGUUUCUAACAUUUUUUUUUAGGAACCUCUUCAUAAUGACGAGAUGUCUUAGAUCAUCUCGCCUUAUCAGCAAGCUUUUAAAUAUCAAGCCCUACGUAAGUGAAUUAAACCGCUCUGCAGAUCAGUCUGGGAAAAACUGCUGACUAUCAAACCAAGCACAGGUGGAAAUAAGUUUUUGUUUUAGUCGUUACUCAGUCCUUAAAGGGACACUGAACCCAAAACUUUUAUUUUGUGAUUCAGAUGGAGCAUGCAAUUUUAAGCGACUUUUUCUAAUUUACUCCUAUUAUCAAAUUUUCUUCAUUCUCUUGGUAUGUUUAUUUGAAAAGCAAGAAUGUAAGUUUAGAUGCCGGCCCAUUUUUGGUGAACAACCUGGGUUGUCCUUGCUGAUUGGACAGCACCAAUAAAGAAGUGCUGUCCAGGGUUCUGAACCAAAACAUUGCUGGCUCCUUAGCUGAGAUGCCUUCUUUUUUAAAUAAAGAUAUCAAAUGAACAAAGAAAAUUUGAUAAUAGAAGUAAAUUAGAAAGUUGCUUAAAAUUGCAUGCUCUAUCUGAAUCGUGAAAGAAAAAAUUUGGGUUCAGUGUCCCUUUAACUAGCUUUUGGGAUCAUAGAAAAGAUCUGUUGCUAAUCACACAUCGUCUUAGCCAACAUUAAUUUAUUUAUACUCCUGUGUUUGUAACAGGUCACAAAUUAGACGUUAUACAAACAAUUACAAAGAAAUAUUGUAUAAAAAAAAUAAAGAAGUGCAGUUUCAAAUGUAAAAUAAAUAUCCAUUGUUAAUCUA